This is a messenger RNA of Pogonomyrmex barbatus (red harvester ant), 1827 nucleotides long. RefSeq names its product RNA-binding protein 47. The record is from RefSeq and is a predicted model, not a curated record. Lineage: Eukaryota; Metazoa; Arthropoda; Insecta; Hymenoptera; Formicidae. Gene Ontology annotation, molecular function: RNA binding.
UGAGCCUAGACGCAAAAACUGUUUCGCGUUGCGCUCUUCCUGGAAUCGGGCCCCAAAAAUCACUUCACCCCACUUCGAUUCUUCUGAUUCUCCUACCCCCCCAAAUCUUUGCACAGAGUGUCCUGUUGCCAGUUCGCCAUGUGCAGUUCGUGGGAUUGCGUGUCAAUGACGAUGAGUAACGACGGCGAACUCGUUGGCGAGUGUCGGCGUACCAUGCGACUCUUGGAGAUGCUGCGUCGUACGCAUUAUGAGCUCGUGCAAGAGAACGGACAGCGACGGUUGACGGCACCAGAAGUGGCGCGCGGCGAGCGGCAGCGGGGUAAGGGCGCAGAAGUGUUCCUGGGGCGUUUACCGCGCGACUGCUACGAGGAUGAGCUGAUGCCGUUACUGGAACAGGUGGGCCGUCUUCUCGAACUGCGACUGAUGCUCGACUUUUCCGGAUCAACGCGCGGCUACGCGUUCGCGUUGUACGAGGAACCGCGGAUCGCCCGAGAGGCGUGCGAGCGUCUCGAUGGCCACGAGAUCCGACCGGGCCAUCGUAUCGGCGUGGUCAAGUCCAUGGACAAUUGUCGGCUCUUCUUCGGCGGCGUGCCUAAGACUAAGACCAAGUCUGAAUUCAUGGAGGAGUUGACUAAAAUACUGGAUGGCAUCACGGACAUCUACUUAUAUCCAAGUGCUUACGAUCGCAAUCUGAAUCGCGGCUUCAUCUUCGUCGAGUUCCAGGACCAUCGAGCAGCCGCGAUGGCUCGGCGCAAGCUCAUCCCCGGCAAAGUGAUGCUGUGGGAUCACGAGAUCGCGGUGGACUGGGCAGAUCCGGAGCCGGGCGAUCCGAUCGACGAGGACAUCAUGCAAACGGUGACGGCUCUGUUUGUAAGGAACCUCACGCUCGAUAUGCCGCAACAGAAGGUGAGGGAGAUUUUCUACAGGCACACGAACGUGCCGAUAUUAAAGCUAAAGAAGAUCAAUCAUUUCGCUUUCAUUCACUACGAAAAUCGCGAAGCCGCGCAGACCGUAAUGGACAUAAUGCAAUAUCCAGGUAGCAUCGUCGAAGAACAAGGUUGGGAGAUCCGUUGGGCGAAACCUAUUGGAGCAUCCAAGAUUCUAGAAAGACAACGAUACAUUCGUGAAGCGGUGGCCAACUCGAAUGUUCAGAAGAUCGAAAUUUCGCGCUCAAAACAAGGCAAGAAACGUUGCAUCAAGGCGAUUGAGAAAACUCAACUCGAAGAUGACAAUGUUUACUUGGCACAGAUGAAAAUUCUGCAGAACUUUGUCCAGGAGAACUUUGAUGCAAUAUGCACCUUUGACUGCAUACAAGUGCAGGAUGUUCCCGGAUAUAUUGGCAAAAUUAUUAUUCACAAAGAUGAGAUAAUCAUGUUCGAAUUUCAAGGGGAACCAAUGGCGUCGAAACAUAAAGCUCUGAGCGCGACCUCCCUUAAAAUGUAUCAAUAUUUGAACGGCGCGAAUCAUGGUACGUAUAACAUUUUGGCUUGUGUUAUAUUAAAAGCUUUUGAUUAUUUUGUUCUCUAUUUGUACGUUGAAUCAAAGGCGAUUUUUACAAAAUACUUCUAUAUACGGAUUAAUUCAAUUCUGACCUGACAACGAAAAACAUGUGUGAUAUUUACAAAAUUUCGAUUUUCAAUAGUAAUCGACAAGUACCGUUUACCAUAAAAUCUCGUUCGCUCUUUGUUUACCUCGUAAAAUAUUUUUGCAAUACACAAUGCGUUGCGUUUUAACGCUAUUUUGCACGUAUUUUUGUAGCGCCGCAGCCAUUGGCACAAUAUUACGUUCAGCCAAGAAUAGACAUGAAACCUGUGAUUGGUGCGCCGA